Molecule: messenger RNA, 990 nt
Organism: Closterium sp. Naga37s-1
Lineage: Eukaryota; Viridiplantae; Streptophyta; Zygnematophyceae; Desmidiales; Closteriaceae
Source: the annotation of a GenBank genome assembly
AUGAGGCGACUGGCGACGUUGAAUAACGAUGUGAGGUACCUGGACGCCAGCUUCACCGUACUCGCCAACUUUGUAGGGCUGAGGCGGGACGAGGUGGUGACAGCUGCAACCCAACUACUGCUGCAUGGGGGUCACGCGGGGACCGGCGCGAAAGCAGAGGCGGGUGGCACCAAGAAUGCUCCACGCACUCCACAGCGUCCGUCUAGACGUAAGAGGCGGGAUGACAGCAGUCCUGAGGAGGAUGGCGUGCGCAAUGCCACCCGGGUUGCGCUGGCCUCCACGUUCGCUGCAUGUGAGCCGACAUCGACCUUGCUGCAGAACCCGCACCUUGCGCAUGGGACCAUACCUCACUGGAUGUUCACGCGCGGGAUGCACCUGCUCGGGGCGGGUGUGCCAGCUGGAGCUGACGUGUGGGGAGACACGCGAGGGAAGGAGACGGUGAAGGCCGAAGAGGAGGAGGAUCUCGUGUCAGACACAGACGACGAGGAGGAUGAUGACGAAGAAGGUGGAAAGCGUAAGCAGCAGCGGCUGGGAGCGUACACCACGGAGGAAGAGGGGGCGUUCGCGUACGCCGCAGGUGCGUUCGGGCUGAGGGGCCACGUGACAAGAUACCCAACACGGUCAGCCUGUCAGCCGCAGAGAAGGCGAUGCUGCGUGGUUGCACCAAAGAAGAUUUGCAGAUCCUGGUGGAAGCGCGGAAGUGGUGGAGGUGGAGGAGCUGGCGGGAGGCGCUGGAUAGCGUGUAGCAGCAAGCUGAAACGUGGCAGGAAGCGUGGGGGUGCCACAGGUACAUCAAAGAGGCACAGGGUGGUGGAUAGCAACACCAUGCUACCAACGAACCAGAGGUCCCCGGACAAUGCGGAGAGUGGGGGGACGGCCCCUGUGAGCGAGCAGGGCGGGGGUGCAAAGAACAAAGAGCAGGAAGAGCGAGGGGAAGACACUGGUGCACAUGAGAACACGUCAGGCCCCUGCUGCAUAGUGGAUGUAUAG